AUGCUAGCAUGGCAGGACGGCGGGGCCAAGGCGGCUCCCUCCCACCACAAGAUCUCCUUCUCGGUUCUGGACAUCCUGGACCCUCAGAAAUUCACCCGCGCUGCGCUCCCAGCCGUGCGCCCUGCUCCCCGGGAAGCCAAGAAAAGUUUGGCAGAGGCCGAAGCAAGGAAGGACUCCAGCCGGCACCCGGCCCGGCAGCGACAGACGCCUGAUGCUGCGGGCCGAGGCGCCGGCUUGGCGUCCCCCCUGGAGGGCUCGGAGGCGGAGGAGGCGGAGGAGGAGGACGUAGAGGACGUAGGGCGGCGGCGGCGGCGGGAGCGGACUGCGCGCCUGCAGGAGGCCCGGACGCGCUCCCCCGAGGCCCGGGCCGCGGCAUCGGUGGCGGCGGAGAGCAGCGCAGGCGGCCUCGCGGGCUCCCCGGGCUCGCCGGGCUCCCCGCGGCCCCGGCGCCGGCGCUCAGAGCCCAGCUGCUCCAAGCCGCGGCGCGCGCGCACCGCCUUCACCUACGAGCAGCUGGUGGCCUUGGAGAACAAGUUCCGGGCCACGCGCUACCUGUCUGUGUGCGAGCGCCUGAACCUCGCGCUAUCGCUUAGCCUCACUGAGACGCAGGUCAAAAUUUGGUUCCAGAACCGCAGGACCAAGUGGAAGAAGCAGAACCCCGGCGCCGAAGGCGCGGCGCAGGCGGGAGGUGGCGCGCCCCAGCCUGGGACUUCGGCGGGGGCGGGGGCGGGCGGCGGCGGCGGCGCGGGGGCCAGCCCGGGUCAGCUGGGCCCGGCCGCGCAUCCUUUCCAGACUUUCCCCUCCUACUCGGCGGCCAACGUCCUCUUCCCGGCCGCCGCCUCCUUCCCGCUGACAGCCGCCGCCGCCAGGGGCUCCUUUGCGCCCUUCCUCGGGCCCUCCUACCUGACCCCUUUCUACGCCCCACAUUUAUGA
Molecule: messenger RNA, 933 nt
Organism: Balaenoptera ricei (Rice's whale)
Lineage: Eukaryota; Metazoa; Chordata; Mammalia; Artiodactyla; Balaenopteridae
Gene: NKX1-2
Product: NK1 homeobox 2
Exons: 2
Coding region: 1-933 (310 amino acids)
Biological process (GO): regulation of transcription by RNA polymerase II; cell differentiation
Cellular component (GO): nucleus
Molecular function (GO): DNA-binding transcription factor activity, RNA polymerase II-specific; RNA polymerase II cis-regulatory region sequence-specific DNA binding
Source: RefSeq, a predicted model, not a curated record